Messenger RNA from Carassius carassius (crucian carp), 4171 nucleotides. RefSeq lists its product as uncharacterized. The record is from RefSeq and is a predicted model, not a curated record. Lineage: Eukaryota; Metazoa; Chordata; Actinopteri; Cypriniformes; Cyprinidae. Bases 222 to 2171 code for a protein of 649 amino acids. The transcript is spliced from 2 exons.
UGACACAGACCAGCCAUCACGCUGUUUGGCGCCAUUUAUAAAUAUUAUGCGGCAGACGGAUAUCUAUCAAGCACACGGCCCGAUUCUGUGGAGCGACAGUCGGCUCACUUGCUUUGAAACGGCCACAAGACGACUUUCGUCAUCAAUUCUAAUCCCACAGAGCGGGAAAAGGUACCUCACUUCGACGCCUGAACUGGUUGGAGAAAGAAAAAGGUAAAAACAUGGAUAGACGUAGUCUUAGAAAACGAGCAGUGAAAAGGGUGAGUUCUUUAUUUUCUUCCUUUCCUGAUGAGAUGCAGAUCACUGGAGCUGCAGAGAAUGCCACUAUGAAUAUCACAGAGGAGGACCAAAAUCAGGGUGAUCAGGGUCAGGCAUCACAUAAAUUUGACAGUGAAGAUGAUUCGCAGAGUGAUGAUGACAUAGUAAAUGUCAGUACAUCACUAACUGAGUCUUUGUGCGACUGGGCAGUUAAUUUCAGGGUGUCUUUAGUAGCUUUGACUGCACUUCUGGCCAUCUUGAGAGUUCAUCAUCCUUUCCUACCAAAGGAUGCCAGAACUCUUCUACAUACCACUACCGCCUACAGCAUCCAAGUUGUUGCUGGUGGUACUUACCACUAUGUCGGCAUUUUGAAAGCUUUUGCAAAAAGCAUGGAUCGCAUCUGGUCUCACAUUCCAAACAGGCAUGAAUUUAAAUUGCAGCUGAAUGUAGAUGGACUACCUCUGUUUAAGAGUUCCUCAGUACAGUUCUGGCCAAUCCUUGGCUUGCUACAGGGUGUUGUGAAAAAGCCAGUUGUCAUUGCUCUGUUUUGUGGUGUCUCAAAGCCAAGUUGUCUGGUUGCAUAUUUACAAGAUCUUGUCAGUGAGUUGCAAGAUCUAAGCAAAGGAUUCUUCAUCAAAGGGAAACAGUGCUUCUUGAAGGUCAAUUCUGUCAUCUGUGAUGCGCCAGCAAGAGCUUUCAUUAAAGGAACAAAAAGUCAUACUGGUUACUCAGGAUGUGACAAGUGUGUUCAAACAGGUGUUUAUCUUAAACACAGAAUGACUUUUCCAGAAGUCAACAGCGCACUCCGGACAGAUCUGUCUUUCAAAAUGAUGAAUGUUGAAGACCAUCACGUGACAAAGUCACCAUUAACUGAUGUAGGUAUAGGCAUGGUGUCAUGCUUUCCUCAUGAUUACAUGCACCUUGUCUGUCUUGGGGUAGUGCGGAGACUGUUGGAUUUAUGGAUUGCAUCAGGGCCUUUGCUAUCCCGCUUGUCUUCUCAUCAGAUAAAGCUUAUCUCUAGUGCACUCGUAGGCUUAAGAGGUUUCAUUCCUACGGACUUCGCUCGUAAACCAAGGGGGCUUUCAGAAAGACUCCGGUGGAAAGCCACAGAGUUGCGACAGUUCUUGUUGUACACGGGGCCAGUGGUUCUCCAAAAUGUGCUGUCGGGUUCAGUCUACAACAAUUUCAUGUUGUUAUCAGUUGCCAUUUUCAUCCUUGCAAGUCCUUCAUUGUCUGCAGAUCUUCAUGACUUUGCAAACACAUUACUUGUGUCAUUUGUGACACAUUUUGGCAAACUGUAUGGUCCAGAAUUUGUCACUUACAAUCUUCACGGACUAACCCAUCUUUCUGAGGAUGUUCGAAUACAUGGAAAUCUUGACCUAAUAUCCGGAUUUCCAUUUGAGGAUUAUCUAGGUAAGAUGAAAAAGAUGAUAAGAACCCCGCAUCAUCCACUAGCCCAGGUUAUUCGGCGAAUCUCUGAAAUGGAUCCUUUUACAGGAAAUGAUGAAGCUUCACAUGGAAAGAGAAGGUUGCAGAAGGAGCAUGAUUCUGGCCCACUUCCACCCUCUAUGAUGAACAUAUCUGUACUUCAGUUCCAGGAGCUUGUCAUAGGUGGUACCAAAAUAGAUGCAUCCAGCGAGGGAGACAGAUGUGUUAAGAUUGGUGGCUGCAUUGCUUUGAUUGACAAUAUCCUUCAGUGUCAGGACAAAAUAUAUAUUGUCUUCAGAGAAUAUGAAUUAAUGGAACCAUUUUUUGAGUAUCCUCUGAGUUCAUGUGAUUUGGGCAUCUACCUGGUUGGAAAAAUAUCAUCGAGGCUGAAAACCAUUGAGUUAAUUGACCAUGUUGAGAAGUAUGUGAGGUUGCCGAAUCAAGACAAAUUUGUUGCAGUGCCAUUGCUGCACUUGUGCCACUGAUUUCAUUUAGCCCUUUCUUAUUGUGCAGUUUUUUUUUAAGCUUAGCUCUCCCCUUUUCUUAAAAGGGCUUUGCAAAAUUCAUUUAAACUGAACAAAGUUCACUUAAUUUUCAUCAAGCUUUGUUCAUAAUCACAUCUACUUCUAAUGUCUUUCAUGUUUUACUUGUUCUAUAUUUUUUAAGCAGCUUUCUGAAAUUGUACUCACCCUUGGCCUAUCUAAAAUGUAAAUGAGUUUGUUUCUUCAUGGGAACGGAUUUGGAGAAAUGUGUCUCUGCAUCACUGUCUCAGCAAUGGAUGCCCUGCAGUGAAUGGGUGCCGUCAGAAUGAGUCCAAACAGCCAAUAAAAACAUCACAAUCCACAAGUAGUCCACACCAAUCCAGUCCAUCAGUUAACAUCUGGAGAAGAAAAAGGUUGCACGCUUCUAACAGCUUAAGUCAUAAAGUCCACUGUUUUAGACUGUUUCUGCUUGUAAACAGUGCUUGAUUUGUGGAGAUUUCUCUCCUGACAUUUCAUUAUAGACUCGUAUUUCAUCCAAAAGUAACAGUUUUAAGUUAAAAAUGUCUUGAUGAUAGAUUUGUUUACUAACGUGCCGCUUUUGGCUUCACAAAAUAUUAAUUGGUGGACUGGACUGGAGUGGUGUGGAUUAUUUUGAUGUUUUUAUCCUUUGUUUCUCUGCAAAGUAUCCAUUAAUGAGCAUGUGAUGUGAAGCUACACUUUACCAAAUCUAUUCCUAUGAAGAAACAAACUCAUCUGCAUCUUAGGUGGUGUGGUACAGCAAAUAACAUUACUUACUUACUUAAUCCUCUUUAUUCCCAUAAGGAUAGGGAUAUAAGGCCACUAUCAUCUGACCUCAUAUUGUGGCUCGCUCCAGGUGAGAUGCAUUUCUUCCAGCUCUGAUGUCACUGUCCUCCUCUAGGUGAUCUUUGGUCUUCCUUGUCUUCUCUUACCAGGUGGUGUCCAUUUUAAGUGCCACAUUCGGGAUGUGGUGCUGGUCCAUUCUUAAUAAAUGCCCAAGCCAUCUCAACCGUCUGCAUUUGAUCUCAACCACCACACUGUUCUUCUGUAUAGCUCUACAGUGAUAACUUACAGGUCGGCCAGAGCCUAGCAAAGGUGCUAUGAGCCUUCCCAAGAUGUGCAUUAAUAUCUUGCCAACUGCAUUGUCAGUGCCAAAUGCACUUUCCAGGUAGGUGAAUUCCUCAAAAGUGGGCUGCCAUCAACUGUGAUCCAAUUGGACUGAUGCACAUAAUUUGGGUCUUGGUGGUAAUGAUAUUAAGACCUGUCUGGUUGGCAAUGUUGUGCAGCCUAGUUAUUUUCAGUUGCAAAGAAAUUAAUUUUAUUUAGGAAAACAUUCCAGUAUUUUUCUCUUUAUAGUGUACUUCAGUGGUGGACUUGUUUUUAUUCUGGAAGUGGACUUGUGCUUUAAUGGGACAUUUCACUCGAAAAUGUAAUUCUGCUGUAAAUUUACUAAUUUGUUGCAUAACGACUUACACACGGGUAUUAAUCUUGGUUUGCCUGUAUAGUUUUUAUUUUGAUUCUAAAAUGGAUGUUAUUCUUUGACUUGCAUUCUGUGAAUAACCAAGGAACACAAAAAUCUUCAGCUAAAAAUCGUCUUUAAUGUUUUGCUCAAGAAAAAAGUAACAGAAAAUUUUCAUUUUUGAUUAACUAUCUGGGUGUCAGGGCAGAAAAAUCAAAAACACAUACACUACAUUGCCAAAAGUAUUCGCUCACCCUCUUCCAGUGAACAGGUUUGACUACUUUAGUCAUUUCCAUGAAUACAAAUCUUAAUGUUAAAGCUAAUUUUAUAGCAACAGUUUGGACAUGACCCUUUUCUAUUAUAACAUGACAAUGCCUCUAUGUAUGAGGCAAUCUUAAAAAAUAAAUGAUUGAUUGAGUCAGUGUGGAAGAACUUGACUGGUCUGCAGAAAGCCAACUCCUAAUCGCAGCUGAACACUUCUGGUGUGACUUUAAAUGCAGACCUUGAGCUAAAAACUCAUCACCAA